Molecule: messenger RNA, 561 nt
Organism: Moesziomyces antarcticus
Lineage: Eukaryota; Fungi; Basidiomycota; Ustilaginomycetes; Ustilaginales; Ustilaginaceae
Product: cytidine deaminase
Exons: 1
Coding region: 1-561 (186 amino acids)
Cellular component (GO): cytosol
Molecular function (GO): zinc ion binding; cytidine deaminase activity
Source: RefSeq, a predicted model, not a curated record
AUGGACCAGCAAGAUCUUGAGCUGCUGGCGACCAAGAAGCACGAGCUGCUUCACGCCGCUCAAGAGGCGAGGAAGCUCUCCUACUCUCCUUACAGCAAGUUUCGCGUGGGAGCGGCGCUGCUCACCAAGUGGGGCGAGAUCAUCCUCGGCGCCAACUACGAGAAUGCAUCAUAUGGCGGCACCGUGUGCGCCGAGCGUACGGCGCUCGCCAAGGCGCUCAUUCGCAGCGAUGCGCUCGACGUGCCCGAAACCGGCUCGGGCCGCAAGGUGUCGCGCGGCGAUAUCAUCGGCGUGGCUGUGGCGAGCGAUCUCGAGGGCAGCUGUAGCCCGUGCGGAAUCUGCCGCCAGGUCAUCCGCGAACACUGCAGCCUCAACGCACGCAUCCUCAUGGUCGGCUGCAACUGGUCCAAGGCCAACGCGCAGCAGCCCUCGCCAGACGCCGUCACGGACCAGGGCGGAAAGGAACUCAACGAGCCCAAUGUUGAGGUCGUCACUCUCGACUACCUCUUGCCCAUGAGCUUUGGCCCCGAAGACCUCGACAAGCCCAGGCAGUCCUCAUGA